Molecule: messenger RNA, 1278 nt
Organism: Bathycoccus prasinos
Lineage: Eukaryota; Viridiplantae; Chlorophyta; Mamiellophyceae; Mamiellales; Bathycoccaceae
Exons: 1
Coding region: 1-1278 (425 amino acids)
Biological process (GO): protein ubiquitination
Molecular function (GO): ubiquitin-protein transferase activity
Source: RefSeq, a predicted model, not a curated record
AUGCAUGCGCGGGACCCCGAUGAUGCGCGAGAACAACAACAACAACAAGAGCAACAAAACAGCGACAGCGAGGAGGACGAGAGCGAAUGCCUUCGAUGUCCAAUCUCGAGAUGCGUCUUUCUCGACCCGGUCAUGGUUGCCGGUUCCGGGAACACGUACGAACGGAAAUCCAUCGAAACGUUCUUCGAAAAGCUAAAACAUGCGGGGAUGCCGUUGCGGGACCCGAUGACGAACGAGCCUUUGAACAACCACACCUUAAUCACAAACUGGGAACGACGGAGAGCAGUGCAGAAAUAUUUAGAAAAAUUACCCUCGGAGAAGGUACCGACCGGGUGGGAGAGCAGAGAGGUACCGAAAGCGAGAGAGUUUUUACUCGACGAGAAGAGACGGAAAAUGGGCAAGGUAGGGGUGUUUUUAGAGCAGCUGGAAGAGGUUGGACGAUGGACGGUGACGCACGCGUACGGGGUGGCGAUUGCGUGUAUAGUCGCUUUGCUUUGGACGCCGGUGUUUCCUUUGGAUUUGUAUUCCGGAACACAUCCUAUAUUUGGCGGCGGGAGACGACUCAUUGACGGGGACGAGUAUGGGCUGUUUCCAUGGGUGUUUGGGAGCGCGCGAGAGAGAGUGAAGGAACGGAAACGAAUGGAGUUGAUUAACGAGGCGUUUGAUUCGAAGUUGACGCAAGAGCACGGCGGCAUGGCGCCGGUGACGUCUUUGAAACCGUACGGCUCGAGAGUGGUGGCGUACAAGAACAACAAAUCGAGUCUGUUGUACUUGGAAAUCUCGCCGGCUAAGUUUUUUUCCGCGCGGGGCGUCUCUCAGUUUACAUUCAGUUCGCUUUGGAUCUUUUGCGUCUCGACGUUUACGAGAGGCGCGUUGAGAGCGAACCAUGCGCAGCAAGGCGGCGCGCAGCAUUUUUUGCUCCCCGUGUUUUCCGUGCCGUUUUGGGGAGUUGGGUUCGUCGUCGCCAGAGACGCCGUGUUGUCGGUGACCGAGACGAAAAUAAUAACGAUUUCUCCGGAGACGUUUACCAUCAAGAGUAAAAUUGGCGGGUUCGAUUACGAGGUGAGAUACGGGAAGACGCAGGAACUGACGAGCGUGAAAAGAGAAGUGGCGAGUAUCGUCAACGGCGUAAAACACUACGCGAUAGUAUUACGAAGAGGCGUGGAAAAAAUAUUCGUGGAAAACGGCGGUUUGGAAUACGAAGACAACGAUUUCGUGAGUAAACUCAUCGCGGACGCUUUACGGGCGAACAGCCCGAAGCGAUGGUUGUUUUCGUGA